UGAUUCAUUAUCCAGUUGCAUACAAUUGUGUGGACUUAUUCCCACCACCCAUCCCUCCACACAUGCAGAUCCUUUCUUUCUCCAACAACACUUUCCUUCUCACAACCUCCAUCCAUGGCUGCCACCAACCCUCUAUCCCUUUCCUGCUCCUCCCAAACACACACUUCUCCCCAUUUCCUUCUCCCUCGUAAACCUUUCCUUCUCCUUUCCACUCGCCACUCAAAGUCAAACCACUAUGCACGCCCAAAGUCUCUCCGACUCACCACCACCUGUAAAGCCACACAAGUGUCCCUCACUGAAGAGUCGUCUCCUUCCGGAAACUGGGUUCCGGUAGUGCCAGUGUCAGCUCUGCCUAGAGGAGAGCGGCGCGUGAUUAUUCAAGAAGGGGAAACGAUACUGCUUCUUUGGUAUAAAGAUCAAAUAUUCGCCAUUGAAAAUAGGUCACCUGCUGAAGGUGCAUACUCCGAAGGAUUGAAAAAUGCUAAGCUCACUCAGGAUGGUUGUAUAGUUUGUCCAACAACUGAUAGCACAUUUGAUCUAAGAACAGGAGAGAUCAAAGAAUGGUAUCCAAACAAUCCUGUUUUGCGAGUCCUAACGCCGGCUUUGAGGAGUCUCUUUGUAUAUCCUGUCAAAACAGAUGAAAAAAACAUUUACAUCAGCAUCUCAGGAGGUUUCAAAUCUGAUGCUGCUACUGAAAUUGUCUUUAGCGGGAAGGCGCAGCCCGGUAUAACAGCAUCCGAUGUCAAUGUCGAUGAGGUUAAAAUGGUGGUUGAUGAGACUCAACUGGGAUUCGGCUUUAGUAGAAAGAACGAAAUAAUAAACGGUAAAGCGGCUGUUAUUGGAUUCCUUCUGUUGUUGGAUUUUGAACUUUUAACAGGAAAGGGACUCUUAAAAGGAACAGGUUUCUUGGAUUUCAUAUACUCCGCGUCUAAUGCUCUCAAUUAGACGUCGGCCGUGUUUGGACUAUGGUUGGAUUUGUGGUAGCAUUCUUUCCAAUGCCGGUGAACUGAUAAGUAGCAAAGAGUUUCGCUUCUCUGAAUCAUGUUUGUUGGUGAGCAUGCUGCAGAUUUAAUUCUGCCAAAUCACAAUAUGUUCUAUGAGUAAUCACAUUUACUUUUUGUAUGCUUUGUAUCUAUCUAGUAGUGUAAGGUCAUUAUGAGUUUAGAUUGUGGCUAAUGUACAAUCUUUUAUGUAUUUUUUUCUGCAUAUUGUUUCAGUAUACUAUACUCAAUUUUUAUAGUUCACAUUUAUAAA
Messenger RNA from Vicia villosa (hairy vetch), 1254 nucleotides. RefSeq lists its product as uncharacterized. The coding region runs from base 115 to 945 and encodes 276 amino acids. The record is from RefSeq and is a predicted model, not a curated record. NCBI's taxonomy places the organism in Eukaryota, Viridiplantae, Streptophyta, Magnoliopsida, Fabales, Fabaceae. Gene Ontology annotation, molecular function: nitrite reductase [NAD(P)H] activity; 2 iron, 2 sulfur cluster binding. The transcript is spliced from 3 exons.